AUGGACCAGGAUAGACAGCAAGGAAUUGGAAGAGCUCGUGGACGAGGGAUCCGUCAGAGAGGUGGGCAUGGGGCCCAUCAAAGGGUUGGUCAUCGGCGAGGGGGAGGCAGAACUGUUGUCUCUAAUGAAGUCCGGGCCAUCGUCGUUGAUCAUGUGGUGAACCGAGGCCUUACUAUGGCAGAAGCUGCCAGAUUAGUUGAGCCAAAUCUAAAAAGAUCAACUGUCAAUUCUAUCAUCCGAACCUUUCGCCAAGAAAACCGAAUUAACAGAAAACCCCAUAGUGGUGGUCGUGGCCGUGUCCUGACCGACCAGCAAGAGUUGGAAAUGGUGAGGGCCAGGAAUGAUAUACGGCUGUCAGAAAUAAAGCAGGAAAUUGAGGAGAACAAUGACACCUUUGCCAAUAUGGCAUCCAUCAGCCUACCAACAGUAGCCCGCCUUUUAAAGCGGCACCAGGUAUCAAUGAAACACAUUUACCUGGUGCCUUUUGAGAGAAACAAUGACCGGGUGAAACAACUAAGGGCUGAGUAUGUUCAGAGGGUUAUGGUGCUUGACGCUGAUGUGAACCAUCACAAGUACGUUUUUGUUGAUGAAGCGGGCUUUAACCUUGCCAAAACUCGUCUCCGUGGACGUAACAUUAUCGGCCAACGGGCCACUGUCCAAGUGCCUGGACAACGUGGAGGAAACAUUUCUAUGUGCGCAGCUAUCUCUGAAGAUGGUGUCCUAGGACGUAGGCCAUUACUUGGCUCCUAUAAUGCUGCACAUCUUAUUGAGUUUCUCAAUGAAAUUGAGCUGGCCUGUCAAGGUGAAGGGGUCACAUAUGUAAUUGUGUGGGACAAUGUCAGUUUUCACCACGCAGUGGUAGUUCAAGCAUGGUUUCAGACCCAUCCUCGAUUCAUGACCCUCUACCUGCCUCCAUACUCUCCUUUCCUCAACCCUAUUGAGGAAUUUUUUUCAGCAUGGAGGUGGAAGGUCUAUGAUCGCCAUCCCCUUGAGCGUGCCACCCUCCUUCAGGCCAUGGAUGACUCAUGUGAUGACAUCAAUGACCUGACUUAUACUGCUGUGUAG
Messenger RNA from Perca fluviatilis (European perch), 1065 nucleotides. RefSeq lists its product as uncharacterized. NCBI's taxonomy places the organism in Eukaryota, Metazoa, Chordata, Actinopteri, Perciformes, Percidae. The record is from RefSeq and is a predicted model, not a curated record. The transcript is spliced from 4 exons. The coding region runs from base 1 to 1065 and encodes 354 amino acids. Gene Ontology annotation, molecular function: nucleic acid binding.